GAUCCGCUCGCCACCUUCACUCGCGGCGGACGGGCGUGCGGUUGCCAGGAGAGACGCGCGUGCGGCUUCAACGACAGCGCGGCUCGGGCUCUCCCCCGCCAUUUCCUCGCGCAGAGCCCUGGAAUGUCGAGUAGCGGCUCGGGCUCGUCCUCGCGGAAGGAGUUCGACGUGAAGCAGAUCCUGAGGAUCCGAUGGAGGUGGUUCGGCCACCCCGCGGUCCCUCCGCCUCACUCCCCGCCGCUAGGAGACUACUUCGCCGGGAGGAGAGCGGGCGGCAGCUCCGGAGACGGACCGUCCGUUAGCGGCUGCGGCAACUCGGGUUCUGCCAGCGUCAACCCGGGCGCCGGGGGUCACGGCGGGCUGGUGGCCAGCGGCAGCGCCGGGUCUAACCUGUGCAACGGCAGCGGGGGGAACAGAAAGUUUGCCGAUCCUGCGGGGAGUCGGGGCGGUCCGGGGGGAGCGGCAGCGGGAGCGACGGGGGGCUCGUGCCCCCGCUCCUUCAGCCAGCCGGAGUGCCGGAGCUACGCCGCGGGGCUGUCGUGGGUCUCGCCUCCGCCUCACCGUCGCUCUCGUCCGGUGACGAGCAUGGAACCCCCCGGUGAGGCCGCGGUGCCGGAGCCCUUCGCUCACGUCGGCGGCGAGGAGGAAGCGGCGGCGGCGGCGGCGGCGGCAUCAGCCACCGCCGAGGAGAACAACAACCACCCGGAGACAGACUCCAGCUCCUGCAGGACCUCUAACAGCAGUGCCACACUGUCCUCAUGUGUGUCGAUGGAGCCGUGUGCAUGUCCAGAGGAUUGUACGUUCACGGCCCUGUCUCACGCCGACGCCACCUUCCGCAAGAUGGAGGGCUACCUGAGGGCCCGACAGCUGUGUGAUGUCACAUUGGUGGCUGGAGAGAGACGCAUACCUGCGCAUAGGCUGGUCCUCUCAUCCGUUUCUGACUACUUCGCUGCCAUGUUCACUAGCGACGUGCGGGAGGCCAAGCAGGACGAAGUGAAGAUGGAAGGUGUAGACCCUGAUGCAUUGUGGGUCCUGGUACAGUAUGCAUACACAGGCCGCCUCGAGCUGAGGGAGGACACCAUUGAAUCCUUACUGUCAGCAUCUUGUCUUCUGCAGUUGUCAUCUGUGGUUCAGGCCUGCUGCUCCUUUCUCAUGAAGCAGCUCCAUCCCUCCAACUGUCUGGGCAUCCGCUCUUAUGCAGACGCGCAGGGCUGUCAUGACCUGCAGAGGGCUGCUCACACCUACACCAUGGAACACUUUUUAGAAGUGGUUGGAGGUCAAGAGUUCCUGCUGCUUCCCGUGGAGGAGAUGGAGAGGCUGCUCACCUCUGACGACGUCAACGUGCCAAAUGAGGAAACCGUGGUAACAUCGUUGCUGACGUGGGUUCGCCAUGACGCUGCAGCUCGCCAACGCCACCUGCCCUCGCUGCUGGCUCACAUUCGACUGCCUCUGCUGCAGCCACAGUUCUUGGCAGACCUAGAGUCCAACCCUCUGCUCCGGGACAGUGUGGAGUGCCAGCGGCUGCUGAUGGAGGGUAUGAAGUAUCAUCUUUUACCUCAGCGCCGUCCUCUACUUCAGAGCCCUCGCACUCGCCCCCGCAAGGCCACUGUUGGAGUCAUGUUUGCUGUAGGGGGCAUGGACGCCACCAAAGGCGCCACCAGCAUUGAGCAGUACUGUCUCCGUCGGGACACGUGGAAACAGGUUGCCACGAUGAGUGGACGAAGACUCCAGUUCGGUGUAGCGGUCCUUGACGGCCGCCUUUACGUGGUCGGAGGCCGAGAUGGACUCAAGACUCUCAACACCGUGGAAUGUUACAACCCGCACAGCAAGACCUGGAGCGUCAUGCCCCCCAUGUCCACACACAGACAUGGCUUAGGCGUGGCUGUCCUUGAGGGCCCUAUGUACGCAGUAGGAGGACAUGACGGCUGGAGCUACCUCAGCACAGUGGAAAGGUGGGACCCUCAAGCUCGGCAGUGGAGCUUUGUUGCAAGCAUGGCUACACCCAGAAGCACUGUGGGUGUAGCUGUGCUCAAUGGCAAGCUGUAUGCAGUGGGAGGUCGUGAUGGCUCAUCCUGCCUGCGUUCCGUGGAGUGCUUCGAUCCCCACACCAACAGGUGGAGUGGUUGUGCUCCAAUGGCUAAAAGACGUGGAGGUGUGGGUGUCGCUACAUGGCAUGGAUUCUUGUACGCCAUCGGGGGACAUGAUGCUCCAGCUUCAUCUCUAGCAUCUCGAUUAAGUGACUGUGUAGAAAGGUACGAUCCUCAGACAGACGUGUGGACGGCAGUAGCCCCUAUGAGCAUCAGCAGAGAUGCUGUCGGUGUGUGUCUCCUUGGAGACCGUCUCUAUGCUGUGGGUGGUUAUGAUGGACAGGUGUAUCUCAGUACUGUAGAAGCUUACGACCCUCAGACAAAUGAGUGGACACAGGUAGCACCUCUAUGCCUGGGCAGAGCUGGAGCAUGUGUGGUGGCCGUCAGACUGUGAUUUCAUCAACCCACACCUCUGAUGUUUGGCAGACUGUACAUGAUGCGGCUCAGAAGUCCAUCACUGAGAUGGUGAUAUACACCAGGAUCUGUUUCUCUUUAACAGGACACCACCACCACAGGAAACAAGGAUUACACUCUUCACACUCUUUGGCAAAGAAAUAUUUUACACUCCUCUCAAGCUGCCAGUCAUUAAUUUUAGUGGUUAGGGCUAAGUUAUGUGUCAUGUUUCUGGCAGUGUUAUAGUUGAACCUUCUUUUGCCAAAGUGAACUGCUGCUGACACCCACCAUGGCGAAGAGGGUGCAGUGUUUAUGUGAGCAUGACAGAACAGCUGUCUCACACCUUUUUUGCCUAUUUUUUCCUUUCUAGAAAGAUUGGGAACACACACACACACACACACACACACACACACAAACUACGUAUCAGCUUCUAUUUCUGCUGACAGGAAGUUGUGAGAAAUAGAGAGGGAUUGUCAAGCCAGUUGUACUGCCUCAUCAUUUUAUGCUCUGUUUUCCUAACAGUAUCUGAUAGUGUGUGUUUAUGCUAUUUUAAUACAUUCCCUAUUAUUUUUUAUGCUGCAGUUGGCAAGUAUUCUCCUCUUACUUUACCUUCUCUUGCCAUCUGACAGAUAAAAGAAAGACUUUUGACAUAAUCAGCACAACCAUAUGAACAGUUAUACUGUAAAGAACCGUGAACCUCUUUAUUAUUUUCAGUCGAAAACAUAUCAAACUCUUUUAUGUAGUAUUUCUGUGUGUGUGUGUCUUCCAUGUUGCAUCAGUUCACAUCUGAUGUUUAUUGUGAUAUGAAGUUUAUUGUAGCAUGCUACGCCAGAAGAUUAUUUGUUUUUGAUUUUGUUAACCGUGUGAUUCUGCCAUGUAUCGUAAAAUGUGCUCCAUUAAGUGAUGUUAUUCAGUUUAGCUGGUGUUACCAGAGUAAUAAUAACAACACUGUGGCCCCUUGUUGAUCCCUGUAGGGAAAUGCUGUUUUCAAUUUUCUGCAGAGCACAGGGUCAGCUGCUCACUGGCUCGGUUUUAUGCAGGGUGAGUUGAGAUUUUCUGUCUCUCAGCCACCUUCCCUUUCUCCACUGCACAACAGUAUGUGUGUGUGUGUGUGUGUUUGUGUGUGCGUGCGUGCGUGUGUCUGUGUGUGUGCGUGUAUUCAGAGUAUAUUUUUAUCUCAAAUUGGAAUCUUCCCCCUUCCCUUACCCACAUCUCCAAUUCCCUGCUGCUUUCUAUUCAUCCUCAUUUUCUUCCCCGUCUCAUCACCACACACUCACUCACACGCAGUUCACACAAAACCCCACACAUCACCACAGUUUGUUGUCUAGCAGGAUUGGAUACCCAAACAAAGUGAACAACAGACCGUAUAAUGAGACUAUGAAUUUAAUAAUGACGAUUCAGGCUUGUGCCGGCAUUUUGUUUGAUGUCAAGUUCAAAGCGUUAUUAGAUUAGAUGGUGCAGAGGACAAAAUAUGAGCAUAAAGUGGAUCCAGUAAAACAACCCAAUCUGCUCAUAUUUUGUGCUUGUUUCAUUAAUGUAUAGUGAGCAACAUCUUACUGAAUCCACAAUAUUAAGACAUGCCAAACUCCUUUUAUGCCCUAGAAGACUUAAUUGUGCAUUUCCCCUGCUAGGUUUAAUUUGUUCCUGUGUCUAGUGUACGACAACCAAACUCCUGACAGUGAGAGGCAAAGCAGGCAUCCUGUCUGAACUGACAGAUCUAGAGCUAAUAUACCCCCCAGGACACACUUCACAAACACACACGGACAUGUCUCUCUCUCACACACGUACACAAGUGCAUAGACACGCUUCCACCACACAGCUAAAAGCCAAGUGCCCCAGGAGUGAGUGAAGAUUGAAAAGCCUCCCAAAUUUGCCAGCAUGACAUCUAAAGAGCAAAGUCGGGCAGUCUAGCAGUUCCCCACAGCAGAGCUGAUGUUUAUUCAAAGCUAAUGCACCUCUGCAUUAUUCUAUUUUCAAACCUGCAUGCUGUCAGAGUUUGAAUUUAGUUUGAGGUAAAAACAUUCCAAAUCAUUAUACAUGUGUAAAUUAUGUACAUAAAUAAAUAUUGAAUCUGUAUGUGGUCUUAUUGCAUUGUGCUGUAUAUUUCACAGGGCCUAGUCAGUGUCAUGUGUUAUUGUGAUAUUCUUUUUAUACCAUGAAUUCAGAUGAAGGACUGUAAUAAAUGACAAUGAGAGAGAGAUUCUCCAGCUGCUCAUGUCUUUUUUUUGUAUCAGGAUAUUUCACAUCAUCUUAUACAGUACAAUUUCAAUUCUGUAUGUACAGCAUAUCCUGAUGUAACAUGGUGUAAUUAGCUUUUUAUACUGAGAGGAAUUUGAUGUGAUUACAUACAAUAGAAAUGCACAACAAUAACACAAGUUGUUUGAUGGUUGUAUGAAUGUGACAGUUACCAAUAAUGUCAUUAUGUUGUAAAUAUGUUUGUUUGUUAUUUCCAAUAGCAUUCCCAUCAAAGAGCCUUCGCUGUUCAUAUCUUUCUGCAGGUGUUUCUGUUGCAGGCUUUCUCUGAAUUUACUUUCGGGGCCUGGAGGUUAAAAUAGAGGCUCAUUACUCUUAAGUGUGAAUGCUGUGGCUUAAAAGCUGCAGGUUAAGGGGCUUGCUGUGUGAGGAAGAUGGAUGCACACAAUAUACAGAUACUUCAGCCUAGCGGCAGUGGCCAGUACCUGAUCCAGUCUGUUAUUUAUGGCCGAAGAAGCUUUCAAUCAUAGCUUGCUCCAACACCUGGUGGUGCUGAGAAAUGAAGCUGGUGACCUUGUCCUGCCACUUUAAUGGCUUUUGAAUUCAUUACGCUAGACAGCAAGCAAAGGGAAACAGAAAAUACUAGACUGAUUCCACAUGUUUGACAUCAGAAUGUAGAUGUAAGCUGCAGCUGGGCAGUGUCAAUGUAAAAAUACCUGAAUUUACCAGAUUUACUGCAGAGAUGGACUCAAGAGCACAUACUGUAUGAGAAAACUUUUCAUGCCAACACUGUUUUAUAAAAAUAAAACCCUUAGUUCACAAAAAUAUGGACUUAGCAAAAGUUGCAGACAGAAAAAAUGUGCAUUGGGUGAAAUCAAGAUUUUUUAUGUUCAUUGUGUUGCCUGUAUUUCAGGUUUGAGAAAACAAAUGCUGAAUGAUUACAAACUGUUGAAUGUAGAUGCUGCCAUGGGACCUUUGUGUGUAAGAAACAGCCUUCUCCAGCAGAUGAAUUUGACAACUGACAGUUUAAUAAACUCUAUCUGUUGACGAA
Messenger RNA from Betta splendens (Siamese fighting fish), 5724 nucleotides. RefSeq names its product kelch-like family member 5 (gene klhl5). Lineage: Eukaryota; Metazoa; Chordata; Actinopteri; Anabantiformes; Osphronemidae. Gene Ontology annotation, molecular function: protein binding. The coding region runs from base 124 to 2481 and encodes 785 amino acids. The transcript is spliced from 13 exons. The record is from RefSeq and is a predicted model, not a curated record.